This is a messenger RNA of Labeo rohita (rohu), 5769 nucleotides long. RefSeq lists its product as uncharacterized. NCBI's taxonomy places the organism in Eukaryota, Metazoa, Chordata, Actinopteri, Cypriniformes, Cyprinidae. The transcript is spliced from 47 exons. The record is from RefSeq and is a predicted model, not a curated record. The coding region runs from base 72 to 5516 and encodes 1814 amino acids.
CUGAACUUUGCCUUUGACAGCCAAUAUUGGCUUUAUUAGUUGUCUGUUUUUUCAUUUCUCCACAGAUCACCAUGGACAAAGUUGUACUUAGACUAACUUUCUUUGGCCUCCUAUUCACCUGUUUCAACCUGGCUGCUGAAGACAAGAAACAAGAUAUAGAUAUUUACAGCUUCCAAAUUAACUCUACGGUCACCAGCCGCUACGCUACAACAGUCAUCACAAGCCGUGUGGCAAACCUGUUGAAUCAGUCUCAAGAGAUCCAUUUUGAGGUCAAGAUUCCCAAGGAUGCUUUCAUCAGCCAGUUCAGAAUGACCAUAGAGGGAAAAACAUAUGAUGGGGUUGUGAAGGAAAAAGAAGAAGCUCAGCAGCAAUACAAUCAAGCAGUAUCUCGAGGACAAAGUGCUGGACUUGUCAGUGCUGUUGGGAGGACUUUAGAGGACUUUAAAACUUCAGUGACGGUGGCUGCUUUUAGUAAAGUGACUUUUGAGUUAACCUACGAGGAGCUGCUAAAACGUCGCCUCGGCAAAUAUGAGCUACUCAUCAAUGCCCAACCGAUGCAGCCGGUGGCUGACUUCAAGAUUGACAUACACAUCCACGAAAAUCCAGGAAUUUCCUUCUUGGAGGUCAAAGGUGGUCUGAGCACUAAGGAUUUGACCAAUGCAGUCACAACCAUCAGAGCAGACAAAGAUGCAUGGGUGAAGUUCUACCCGACUCGUGACCAGCAAACAAGGUGUGAUGACUGUAGUAAAAAUGGUCUGAAUGGCAACCUGAUUAUUAUGUAUGAUGUUCAGAGACAAAAACGAAGUGGAGAUCUGACGGUAUCAAAUGGCUACUUCGUCCACUACUUUGCACCUACAGAUAUUCAACGCAUUCCCAAAAACGUGGUGUUUAUCAUUGAUCAAAGUGGCUCCAUGAGGGGCAAAAAAAUAGAGCAGACCCGUUUGGCAAUGCUGAGGAUUUUGAGUGACAUUGCUGAGGAUGACCGCUUCGGAUUGAUCACGUUCAGCGGUCACAUUGAAACCUGGAAACCUGAACUCCUAAAAGCAACUAAAGGAAACGUGGAAGAAGCGAAAGCAUUUGUGAAGGGGAUUACGAGUAGAGGAUCCACAGACAUUAAUGCUGCAGUGCUAAAAGCUGUGGACAUGAUUAAACAAUACCCGCAAGAGGGAUCCGCAUCCAUCCUGAUCCUGCUGACUGAUGGAGAUCCCACUACAGGUGAGACUAACCCAGUGAAGAUUCAGAAAAAUGUCAAAGAGGCGAUUGGUGGAAAAUUCCCUUUGUACAGUUUGGGAUUUGGGUUUGAUGUCAGCUUUGAAUUUCUGAAUAAGUUGUCGUUGGAAAACAAAGGUGUUGCUCGCAGGAUCUACGAGGAUUCUGAUGCCGAUCUACAGCUGCAGGGCUUCUAUGAGGAAGUGGCUAUCCCGCUCUUGACUGAUGUUCAACUUAACUAUCAAGGGGUGGGCAAUUUAACCCAAUCCACUUUCAACCAGUACUACAAUGGUUCUGAGAUUGUGGUAGCUGGCCAGAUCACUGACAACAGUUUGGAAAGUUUCACCACUGAGGUCAUUGCAUUAUCGAAAAGCACUAAGGUUGUAUAUCAUAGCAAUGUACCUACAGGGGACCUUGACAUUCCUCAAAACAAGAACUUCAUUAAAAGAUUAUGGGCCUUUCUUACAGUGAAGCAGCUACUGGAGAAAAUGGUGCUUCUGGAAGGGCUGGAAAAAGACAACGCGAAGAAAGAAGCCCUUGCUCUUUCUCUAAAGUACAAAUUUGUCACACCGCUUACAUCACUGGUAGUCACCAAGCCCCAAGAUGAGGAAAUGCAGGUUGCCCACAAACCUAAAGAGGAAAAAAAAACAAAUAGGCUUUCAUCAGGAAUUACUAAAACGUCAGGAAGUAGUCAAAACGUGAAAAGAAAAAAGACCAGUCACAGAACACCUUCAGCUUCUGCGUUUCUUCCUGACAGCCGUGUAGGGCUAUAUGAGUCCCAUGUCUCAUUUAGUCAAAGGCAGCAAUAUGUCAGGAUGAAAGAACGUUAUCCAAAAAUUCUUUCCGUAGUACAAUCACCAAGAACAACUCGGAAACCUCCGACAACCUCUCCUCCAUUGAGGAGCAUAAGGAUCUUGAAAUCUUCUGGUAAUGCUCGGCCGCUUUGUUACAACGUUCCUCUUGCUCAGAAAGUCAGACUCCUACAGAAUGUCUUAUCGGAAUUCACUAUGAAUGGGCAACAUGAGUCAUUUGGAGGAGAAGGCUUUAGUCAAAUUACAAUUCAUUACAAAGCUAAUCACCAUCUGCUGCUCAGCACUAGUGAAAUUAACUACACUGAUGGGCAGGAAACUGUGAAGUUUUCAUGGGAGCAAGACCUCAGUCACCAUGAGAGAGAAAACGUGUCUCUGAUUCUACGGAGCAAUGAAAUGGACAUUACAAUGGGAAACAUCCGCGCUGUUAUUCUUCUUCAUAAAAAAGACAGUGACAUAUUCCUGUGGCCUGCCAUUUGGCAACAACCAAAAGAUGUCAGUUUGAUGGGUAUUUUAGGAGAGGCUGAUAUUUCAUAUGAGGAGAUCCCAGGAUCACAAACCCCAACUUUAAAGUUAAAAGACAAGGAAGUGAAGACAUCUUGGGUGAUGGUGAAGGACUACAGACUUGCUUCUGCUCCUGUGGUUGGAUGUUGGCUUGUACCAUUCCAGGCUGUCACACAGCAAAAGCUUGCAGACUUCACUGUCACUCAGCUGGUUCAAGAGACUCUGAUUGCAAAUAAAGGGGGAGGUCUGUUUCCUGUGCAGAUCAUGAUGGAUCGAGCAGCUCUCCGGCUGAUUCUCCUGGGCGUCUUUCUCAUCUCAGCCGCUUCAGAUCCUGUUGGGAAGAAAGAAAAUGUGGAUAUAUACAGCUUCUACAUUAACUCCACGGUCACCAGUCGCUACGCCACAACAGUCAUCACAAGCCGCGUUGCCAACACACUGAAUGAAUCUCAAGAGAUCCAGUUUGAGGUCAAGAUUCCCAAGAAUGCCUUCAUCAGCAAAUUCAGAAUGACUAUAGAGGGAAAAACAUACGAUGGGGUUGUGAAGGAAAAAGAAGAAGCUCAGCAGCAAUACAAUCAAGCAGUAUCUCGAGGACAAAGUGCUGGAUUGAUCAAAUCUGUUGGAAGGACUUUAGAGGACUUUAAAACUUCAGUAACGGUGGCUGCUUUUAGUAAAGUGACCUUUGAGUUGACCUACGAGGAACUGCUAAAGCGCCGCCUCGGCAAAUAUGAGCUACUCAUCAAUGCCCAACCGAUGCAGCCGGUGGCUGACUUCAAGAUGGAUGUGCACAUCCAAGAGAAACCAGGAAUUUCCUUCUUGGAGGUGAAAGGAGAUUUGAGCACCGGUGAUCUGGCCAAUGCCAUCAAAACCACCAGAGCCGAUAAAGAUGCAUGGGUGACCUUCUAUCCCACACGAGAUCAACAGACCAAGUGUAAAAGCUGUGGAGAAAAUGGGUUGAAUGGCAACCUGCUAAUAACAUACGAUGUUGAGAGGCGAAAUCCCAAAGGAGAAGUCAUGGUAUCAAAUGGGUAUUUCGUCCACUACUUUGCACCCUCUGAUGUUCCACGUAUUCCCAAAAAUGUGGUGUUUAUCAUUGACCAGAGUGGCUCUAUGCAUGGCAGAAAAAUAGAGCAGACUCGUUUGGCACUGCUAAGGAUUUUGAGUGAUCUUGAUGAGGACGACCACUUUGGAUUGAUCACCUUUGACAGUGAAGUUAGCUUAUGGAAGCGUGAGCUCCUCAAAGCUACUGAGACGAACCUGGAGAAUGCAAAAUCUUUCGUGAAGGAGAUCAGAGAUAGAGGAGCCACAGACAUAAACGCAGCAGUUCUAGCAGGAGUGGAGAUGAUCAGUCGACAUCCACGAGAGGGAACAGCCUCCAUCCUCAUCCUGCUGACUGAUGGAGAUCCCACUUCAGGUGAAACCAACAUAGAGAAGAUCAUGGCCAAUGUGAAAGGGGCCAUUGGGACAAAGUUUCCCCUUUAUUGUCUUGGUUUUGGAUAUGAUGUUAACUUUGACUUCCUGACAAAGAUGUCACUGGAAAAUGGUGGAGUUGCUCGCAGGAUUUAUGAAGAUUCAGACGCUGAUCUACAGCUGCAGGGCUUCUAUGAUGAAGUUGCCGUCCCUCUCCUCACUGAUAUUCAACUGAAAUACCCAGGAGGGACAAAUCUUACCAAGACCAGCUUUGGCUUGUACUUCAAUGGCUCUGAGAUUGUGGUGUCAGGACAAAUCACAGACAACAGUGUGGAGAGUUUCACCACUGAAGUCAUCGCAGUAUCAAAAGGCAGUAAUGUGAUGUAUCAGGACACUAUAAUGACAAAAGACCCUAGUGAUGUCCCACCUGAGAAUGAAGAUUUCAUGCAGAGAUUGUGGGCCUACCUUACAGUGCAGCAGCUUCUGGAAAGACAGGUGCUUCUUAAAGGACAAGAGAAAGAGGAUAAAAAGAAAGAAGCUCUCAAACUCUCUCUGAAAUACAAGUUUGUCACUCCCCUCACCUCUAUGGUCGUUACCAAGCCACAAGAAGGUGACGUGGAAGUUGCAGACAAACCCAAAGAGGGAGAAACGCCACCCAGACCUCCAAUAAUGAACCUCCGUCCUAUACCUCAUGGUGCCGCUGCAUCACCAGGAUUGAGUCAGUACAACUAUGGUCCACCCGGUCCACCUGGUCGUCCAGUGUUCCAUGGAUAUGUUGGCAGUCUUCCAGUGAAUCGCGGCGGACGAUAUCACUCUAAUGGUCCUGUUGCACUUCCUGGAGUAAGAGUUGAGGAUUAUGAUUUUGGCAGCAAAUUGAUCUUGGAUCAAAGACAGAUGAUUCCGUGGAAAACAAUUGUUGCUACAGCCAUGCCAGUUUCAACAGUUCGUAGAAAUCGUUUCGUGCUGUCUGUUGAUGGUCAGUCUAAGCCACUUUGUUUUGACGUUCCUGUUCCUUACAAACUCAGACUCCUGCGGGGUUUAACUUCACAGUUCUCUAUGAAUGGAGAAUCCAUGCCUGGACAAAAUGGAUUUCAUGAAAUUGCCAUUCAUUACAAAACAAACCAUCAUCUGACAAUAAACACAACGUCUAUCAGAUACACUGAUGGCCAGAAUCAUCUUGAGUUUUUGUGGAGCCAGAGACCAACCCAACACAUUACAGAGGACGUGUCUCUGAUUCUACGAAGCAAUGAAAUAGACGUCACCAUGGGAAACAUCCGCGUCAUUAUUCUUCUCCAUAAGGAAAAAAGGCACACGUUUUUGUGGCCUGCUGUUCAGCAACAGCCAAAAGAUGGCAGUUUGACAGGCAUUUUAGGAAAAACUGAUGCUUCAUAUGAGGAGAUUCAAGGAUCACAAACACCAACUCUAAAAAUAAAUGACCAGGAAGUGAACGCAAGCUGGGAGGAUGUCACAGACUACAGACGUUCUUCAAAGCCGGUUAUCAAAUGCUGGCUUGUCUCGUUCUACGCUGUGAUGCAGAAAGACAUUUCUGAUUUCAUUACCGCACCUGGGUUCAAAGCGGGCAAAUGAGACACUGGGACAGAGCAUGUUUCCAUGUAAAAGUGUAUGGUUUCUGUCACUGGCAAACCAUGAAAUCUCUGACACCCAUCUUGUCAUGAAUUCAUCGACAUAAAAACAAUGUGUUAGAUUCUGGAACACUUUUAAAUUUGUUUGAAUGUAUUUAAAAUGAUCCCUCUUCAAAAUCUAAAUGAUUGUAACCAUAAUGUGCAUUUUAGGAUUCCAGUUUAAUCAAAUAAACAUUUCUGUCCAUUAAACACUUAAA